CUUUAGCAUGUCUGUGUUUGUCUCUCUAACCUGUGUCUCUGGGCUCUCUCAGCUGCCGCCAUGCCACCAUCUCCAAGUUCUUUGGGGACCAGAAGCCAGACUGUGCUGGAGCCUGUGACUACUGUCGUGACCCCAAGGCUGUGCGGGCCCAGCUGGAGAAGGGGGCCACUUUGUGCACCAAGACCGGGGCGGCUCAGAGCAAACAGCCCAGGGGCCCGUUUGGGUUUGACCGCGACCUCUACGCUGGGGGGAGGAAGGGCUACGGCUUUGAGAGGCAUGAUGAGGAGGGCUGGGAGAGCGGUGGUGAUGAUGAUGAUGGCUCCGAGCAUAGGAGGAAGGAGUUUGGAAAUCUCUUCAAGAAACAAAUGAACCUGCGCAAGGUGUCUGAGGGACACAAAGAUUCAUUUAUCCCCCCAGAUGAUGACUGCCCACUCAGAGAGGCCAGCAGCCAGAAGAUCCCCAGGCUCACCGUCAAGGCCCGGGAGCACUGUGUGGCCCUGCUACAGGAGGCUCUGAACAACCACCAGGUGGCAGCAGCAGACACACACAGCUCUGACACACUCUCCUUGGCGGUGGAUAUUGAACAUGAGGUCUUCAAGAUCACCAAGUCUUCUAACCUGUACAAAGCAGCUGUCCUGAAGAGGGUAUCAGAGAUGAAGAAGGGAGUGGCUGCCUCUGCAGGAAGAGGAGGAGGAGAAGGGACCAGCUGCUCUGGGGAAUCCACAGAGAUAAAGACUGAAUCCAAAGACGAAGCAGCCUCCUCCUCUUCCUCCUCCUUGACUGAGGAGCAGCAGGGCUUCACGCCUGCCUCACAGAUCUACUCACUAAAGCGGAAGAGAAUAGGAGCAGGUCUGAGGGGCUCCUCCAACCCCUUCCAAACUGCCAGUGAGCUGCUGAGGGCUUCUAACUGUGAGGGCUCCACUACAGGGCCAGGUCCAGUGGCCAACAGGGGGACAGGGAGCGGGGGUCCUGAGAGCCUGGCUGGGUCUGGAGAGUCAGCCAGUGAGGAGGAGAGGGGGAAGAGGAAGGAGACAAAGACUGGAGAUACAGCACCAACCAUCAGCUCCUCCAUCAGAGCUAAAGCCAGUGCAGUCUCUGUCUCCCUGAACAGUCCCACCAAGACAGGAGGCAAGGCCCUGAGCAAGAAGCAGCAGAAGCUAGUGGAGGCUGCUAAGAACUCCUGCAACAUUACCCAGUACUUUGGGAAGAAACAGAUUGAAAAGAGUCAAGAGGUGGAGAUGGGAACAAAUGAUGUGUCAUCACAGGCCUUUUCAAUACCACUCCCCACUAAGGAAAUCACACCUGCUACUGUCUCCAUGGACACCAUCCCUAUGGACAUUAGUCCCAUAGAAGUCAUCCCCACGGAAACCAUCCCUAUGGACACCAUCCCCAUGGAAACUAUCCCUAUGGAUACCAUCCCCACAGAAAUCAACAGCUUGGAUAAUACUGAGGUUAAAGAGGGAGCGAAACUGGACUUGGACUCUAUCACAGUGCAAAACGCACAUGAAAACAAGACUAAAUCGUUGCUAAAACAAAGGCUAUGUGAAGAGAGGGAGGCCCUCCCCUCAGCCAAGCGCAGCGGCCCCCUACAGGACAGCAGGAAAAAGGUGACCUUUAACCCCAACAUCCAGGAGACUGUACUGGAGCCAGGGAGCCCCAGCAAAGCCCCCAAGCCUGUGUCUCUGAAGGAGGUGGCUGACAUCGUGGUGCGCUGUCUAGACCCCUUCUAUACGCAGGGCAAGUUUACCACCAAGGAGCUGUUCAAGUCAUUUGCCCGCUACUUGUCUCAUCUACUAGCAGAGGGGAGGAGUAGGGGAAGAGGUCAAGUGAAAAUGCAGGCCAAGACUCUGAUAAAGAAGUUCUUCAGCGGUGUGAAGCGCUGUGAGAGUGAAGCAGACUGGAAGCACCUGAAGGGACCACACAGCACUGAGACCUCUGAACACAGAUGGAUGGGAGGAGGAGGGACUACGAAUGGAAAGGUGGAGGAGGAUAACAACCUGGGGGUCUGACCCCUUCAUCCACUCUCUCUCUCUCCAACUGAUUCCCUCCUCCCUCACAUCUCUCCCAGGCCAAGACACUCAGUUGUUACAGGGAUGAAAUGCUGCUAUGCUGUGUCAACUCCAGGCUCAUGCUGCCUUGGCGUGGAGAGCCACUGUAAUGGCGCUAUUAAACAUGUACUGUAUACAGCAUGUCUGCUGGUGCUGCUGGGGAACAAUUAGUCAUCCCUGCUCAAAGCUGAUACCAGGCCAAACCCUGCUGCUACCUGGUCUGUCAUUCUGCCUGACUGUAGAGGACAGCCAACUGGAUGUGUAACAACCACAGACUCUAUCUUUGAUUGAUUUUAGAGCUGUAAUUGAACGUAUUCUUGGUUGUUAGUUAUUAGUUGUUUUCAUGAGAUUCUCAAUGAGAGCUUUUAUUUAAGCUGAGGAAUACAAAAAAAUAUUCUUUAUUUUUUCUCGUCCUUAUGGUUAUCUUGUCUAAAAGAGCAGAGCUGGCCAUGUCUUCCUGUUCUGGUUGGUGACUGGGUGGGUGCCUUUUCAAACAGUCAGCCAUUUCAAACAUGAUGGAAUCCAAAGAGCACUUGAUGCACCAAUGGGAAAAACACUCAGCCAUCACUCAAAUAUAUCCAAAAGCACCCUGCCAUCACACACUGUUGCUCGUUGUGAGACCUGUUUACAAU
Molecule: messenger RNA, 2680 nt
Organism: Coregonus clupeaformis (lake whitefish)
Lineage: Eukaryota; Metazoa; Chordata; Actinopteri; Salmoniformes; Salmonidae
Product: ATP-dependent DNA helicase Q5
Exons: 12
Coding region: 366-2009 (547 amino acids)
Source: RefSeq, a predicted model, not a curated record